Molecule: messenger RNA, 846 nt
Organism: Haliotis rubra (blacklip abalone)
Lineage: Eukaryota; Metazoa; Mollusca; Gastropoda; Lepetellida; Haliotidae
Exons: 3
Coding region: 222-740 (172 amino acids)
Source: RefSeq, a predicted model, not a curated record
UAUAGAAAUAACAUUUCACAUCCUGGUCAUGUUGUAACCAGUAUACAAGGUAAUACUACUUUACAAUACUGGCCAUGUAUGUAGCUUUGUGUCGAAACACAUGCCAUAUUUUGUUGAAACUUGUGAGAACACAAGUAGAUGGUAGUGAGUGUUGCUGUCGCCGUCCUGUUUUGUUUCCAUACGAUGUGGAUGCUUGAAGUCAUUUUAAGACAUAUUUUGGAAUGUGUGACGCUACAAUGAAGAUCCGGAACAUACUGGUCUGUGUGUGGAUAGGCGUUAUCCGUGCAGCUAUGCCAGGUAAUGCUGAAUUUUUACUGACGAGCUCACCAGUUACAGCAACAGACGGAGAACUCCUCACCUUGAUCUGUAGCGGCUCAUCUGGUUCUGUGGUAAACAUGGUAUGGUUGCAGAACAAUACAACAAAGGUCAUUACACAAAAUAGCAACAAUUGUAUUAAGCAACCACCCCCUGUGGGGAAUAAUAACACCAACCGUUUCAGUGUGAGCUGCAAUGACACGGUCCACAGUAUACAGUUUUGUUUCAACUCCACUACAGACCAGGGAGGAUGGCAGUGCGGGAAGUAUGUAACCGAUACCUACACAUAUCCGAGAAGCAGCAUUUAUAAUAUAGGUGUUGCAAGUCCGGUCACGUCAACUCAGUCUUCAUCAACAACAACCCGGUGUAUGGAGACUACGUCCGAACCUGGGACAGUGACGCCACAGAAAGGUUGUUCUCUCUGAGAUGAACAUAUCGUACUCAGGAUAUCUACAGGAUAACGAUAUCCUGAUCAGUGGAGCAUGAACAGUUUAAAUAGGAAGUCAGACCAGACAGUAGGAGUUGUUACUG